UCGUCGUCGCCCCGUCGGACCCUCAUCUGCUCAUUGCGAGUUGCUGGCAGAUGUGCAGCGCCGCAUGAAUGUUAUUGAGGAGGGCAUUCGUUGAAGGCAGACGUAUUCAAGCUCGUCAUCCGUUGCGCCCUCGUUCUUCGAUCCACUCCCGCACUACCUCUUUGGCUGCACAACCUACUCAGCAACAUGUUAACAAACAUCGGGAAUCAACGACCCUCCAGGUCUCCGACCAUGCUCCCGCACGUGCCUUCAUCAAGGAGAUAGAACACUUCCAUGCUGUAGUCAGCGCAGGUGGGAGAAAAACCCCCCGUCCAGCGUUCAACCGUCUUCGUGGAUGUGUCGGUAUGUUGUCCGACGCGUCUUCUCUGCUCCAAGAGCCGUCGAAAUCACUACUCGAGGAAGCCCUCCUGCGCCUGUGCCGAUCUCCUUACCCCCACGAUUGCACUAUCGUGAAGGACGGUCUCCUCAUGUCCGCUCAGCUUUUGGGAGUUGCGGCGGCAGACUAUGCGGCGGACGUAUUCAAACGGCUUGUGGACAAGAGCGACGUCAGGUCCGCUCUCGACUGGCUUUGGGUGACCGGGAAGAUGAGCGGUAUAGACGUGGGGUACGCGCUCGUCCUUGCUCCGUGGCAUCGUCUUCUCGAAGUAGGAGCAGGAAACCGGAACGAAUACCUCAUUGCCAACGCCCUCACGAAGAUGGAGCGCCUCAAAGUCUCCCCGACUGUGGAUACCGGUAGGAUCAUCGUCGCAGCAAUGUUUCGUUCUGCUUCUCUUGACAAAGCCCGGCCUCCUCCGUCCUAUGACACGAUGAAGCAUCUCAUCAACCUCUUCCACUCCGCCGGGAUCCCGUACGACGAGCAUACGCUCAGCGUCAUCAAAGAGGGGUACACUGAUGCAGACGAGGAGAUCGGUCGACGAGUAGAGCUCUUGUACACCUCGACGCUCGUUCGACCUGGGACAGGGCUCUCGGAGGCGCGAAUGCACGAGGCUCUUGCUUCCACAGCGGCCAAUGGUACGCGAAAGCAAGUUCUUCGACAACUGCGACGAUUCCAGGAGGUUGGACUCAGGCCAUCCGAAGACACCCUCUUCUCCGUUCUAGGUGGCGACGCCAAGAUAGACGACUAUGAUUACUGGUGCAAGACCUUAGGAGUCAGCGGAGGCUCCAAGGCCGCCGCAAAGGUCAUGCAGAACGUUCUCGCAGCGGGAGGCUCAUCGGGACCUCGGCUGGUCGAGUUCUACCAGCACGAGAGGAACAAGGGGUACACAGUGUCCUCCUAUAUGCUCCAUUUCGCCAUUCAAGCUCUCUUAUCUUCCGCUCUCGCCGCUCCCUCUGAACGAGCUGUCGAGACAGCACUUGCACUCUAUCGUGACUUCAUACGCGAGGACGACGCAGCCAGUCCGGACAAGGACGACCAUUCAAGGCGGAAACAUCCCGAACCGCGGACAUACCAACUGCUCCUUCGUACCCUCACGCGCGGUUACGACAAGAAGUACCUUCCCGUCGCCAUCUCCCUCAUGGACGACAUGCGGCGAUUCGACGUUGAUCUCGACCCCCAGACCACUGCCAGCGUGAUCAUUCUCCUCAUGCGUGCCUGUCCUACGCCUGCCGAGUCUUUCGAGACGUACCGUCUACUGGGCAAGCCUCCAGACCAGUCAGACAAGCCCCAUCUGGACGAGGAGGGAUAUAACGCUAUCCUCGAUACGUUCUGCAAACUCAAGACGUGGCCCGACGGCAUCCCGUCGACGAAGCACUUUUUCCAGAUCGUCACCGACAUGCGCAAACACGGCCUCGAGCUCAACCACAAGGCUUACACCAUUAUCAUCGGCCACCUCGCCCGCCUCGCCACCGCCGCCUCGUCUGCGCCCUCGGUGCUGGAGACGGGCGACGUGCGUACCCAGAUCGCGAAAAGCAUCGCGCGCGUUCACAAUCACCUGAAUGUGAACUCCGGCUUCACGCCCGACGUCGCGCUCUGGAACCAACUCAUGGACGCGUACCAGCGCGCGGGGUGCUUCACGGAGGCGUGCCGGAUCUGGCAGAAGCUGUUCGCCACGCGGACGUUCAACAACGUGAGCGUGAGCAUCAUCAUCGACGCCUGCGCAUUCAAUCAGGCCCACGAUAUGGCAGUCCGCGUCUUCACCGGCCUCGUGGACUCGGGGUAUCCGAUGAACGUGAGGAACUGGAACACGCUCCUGGAGUGUCUUUGCCGACUGGACAAGAUUGAUGAGGCGAUGAAGGUGCUGUGUCUGGAGAUGAUGGGCAGAGAAGACGGAAUUGAGCCGGACAAGGAGUCCAUACGGAUACUGCUCAAAUUCGCCGCGAAGCACGGCCAGGAGCCAGAGGUGCGGUCGAAGAUCAAACGGUUCCUACCUAAGUUGUACUAUUCCUUACAGAGUGAAAUGGGAUGGCAAAGUUGAG
Molecule: messenger RNA, 2415 nt
Organism: Dichomitus squalens LYAD-421 SS1
Lineage: Eukaryota; Fungi; Basidiomycota; Agaricomycetes; Polyporales; Polyporaceae
Exons: 2
Coding region: 345-2414 (689 amino acids)
Molecular function (GO): protein binding
Source: RefSeq, a predicted model, not a curated record